AAUUCAGGGAGGAGAGACGCAGGAUGCUCCCUGCGGUCUGCCAGCCGAAAUGGGCGCGCUUUGUCUGUUCAGUAAUCGAAGACUCUCGAGCUAUUCCCCAAGCUCAUGCCUUGAUGAUUCUUACAGGGUUUCUCGCCCGCCCCAACUCGCCUGGACGCCUUAUCGCGGCUUACGGCCGCUCAGGGAACCUCGCCGCUGCCCGAGUGGUGUUUGACGCAUUGCCCCAACCGACUAUCUCCUCUUGGAACGCCCUCAUCAUUGCCCAUUUGAGAAACGAAUCCCCCUUCGAUGUCCUCCAUCUCUACCGCCGCAUGAUUUCCGAAGGAUGCAUACGGCCCGAUAGCUCCACCUUCACCAUCGCCCUCAAAGCUUGCACCCAGUUGUCGGAUCUCGAUGCCGGAGAACAGAUUCGAUCCCAUGCAUACGACCUUGGUUUUCAAAACGAUGUCUUUGUCAGCUCGUCGUUGCUCAACUUGUAUGCUAAAUGUGGGAAGCUGAUUGAAGCGGUGGAGGUGUUCGAGAGAAUGCCGAGAAGAGACCUUGUGUCCUGGACCACGAUGAUCACUGCGUUUUCUAAUUCUGGUAAGUCAAUAGAGGCCAUUGAUUAUUAUAGAAAGAUGCGAGUUGAGGGUGUCGAAGGGGAUGAGAUUGUGAUGGUUGGUUUGUUGCAGGCAUGUGCGGCAAUGGAGGAUGUGAGGGCUGGAGCUUCAAUUCAUGGGCAUAUGAUCCGUCUUGAUAUGAGAAUGGAUGUAGUUGUUGAGACUAGCCUCAUUGACAUGUAUGCGAAGAGUGGGUACCUGGGUCUUGCCAAUGUUGUCUUUGAGAGGAUGCGGAAUAAGAAUGUUGUAUCAUGGAGUUCUUUGAUCUCUGCUUAUGCUCAGAAUGGGUUUGCUAACGAAGCACUCUUGAUGCUGGUAAGGAUGCAGGAUUUCGGGUUUGUACCAGAUUCUGUUGCACUGGUAAGUGCAUUAUUGGCUUGUUCACAAAUUGGAUAUUUGAAAUUGGGCAAAUCUUUACAUGGCUUUGUUGUUCGGAGAAAGCUCAAAGUUGGUGUGAUAUUGGGCACUGCGGUGAUUGACAUGUACUCAAAAUGUGGGAGCCUAUUGAGUGCCCGUGCCAUUUUUGAUAGGCUGAGUUCAAGAGACUUGAUUGCUUGGAAUGCAAUGAUUGCUUGUUAUGGCAUUCAUGGUAAUGGUAAGGAAGCUCUUUCACUCUUUCUUGAAAUGAAAGAAACAGAAUUGAAGCCUGAUGAUGCCACCUUUGCUUCUCUUAUGUCUGCAUUUAGCCACUCUGGACUUGUGAGCGAGGGGCGUCGGUGGUUCAAUUGCAUGAAGAUUGAAUUUGGACUUGAACCCUGGGAGAAGCACUAUGCAUGCAUGGUGGAUCUAUUAGCUCGUGCUGGCCAUGUUGAGGAAGCUUUUGAUCUGAUCCAGACAAUGAAAAUCAAGCCAGGAAUUGCAAUAUGGGUUGCUCUUCUUUCAGGUUGCCAUAUCCAUAAGAAGCUGGAACUAGGUGAAUAUGUUGCAGAGAAAAUACUCAAGUUGAAUCCACAUGAUUUGGGUGUUUAUUUAUUGGUUUCUAACAUGUAUGCUUCAGCAAGGAACUGGAACAAAGUACAGGAAAUAAGAAGGAUGAUGAAGAUGAUGGGGAUGAAGAAAACCCCGGGGUAUAGUUUGGUAGAAUUGGAUGGGAAGUUUCAUGCAUUCCUAGCAGAGGAUAACAGCCAUCCAGAAUAUCUACAGAUCAUGGCUAUGCUAGAGAGAUUAGAGUGUGAAAUGAGGAAAAUAGGUUAUAUUCCAAAGAUAGAGUUGGUUCUCCAUGACCUCCAAGACGAUGUUAAGGAGAGAAUGCUCCUCUGCCAUAGUGAGAGGUUGGCUAUUGCAUUUGGAUUGCUGAAAACUGGCGCAGGGAUGCGGAUUCUAGUCAUAAAGAACUUGAGGGUUUGCGAGGACUGCCAUGACGCCAUUAAGCUGAUAUCAAGGAUUACAAACAGAGAGAUUGUGGUGAGGGAUGCAAAAAGGUUUCACCAUUUCAAUGAUGGGGCUUGUUCGUGCGGAGAUUAUUGGUGAACUCAAAUGAUUUUCAUUAAUAAAAACCAUUGAAACUUAUGGAAGUCUAUUGGAUUCAGACUUACGACCAUUCAAAAGCCAACCUUGCAACCAUUUCUCUAGUAAGAUCUAUAUACUACUGGAUUAAAUGAGGGAAAAGGAAGGUUCUUACACGAUUCUACAAAUAAACAUAACUUAUUUUCCUUAUGAGACAGGGGUGUCAAAAAUUGACACGACCUAAAACCCGACCCGGCCCCGACCCGAAAAAAUUCGGGUUCGGGUCAACCCGUUUGUUAAAUGGGUAUGGUCUGGGUUUGAAUUUCUGACCCGUUUGAAAAAAGGGUCUGGUUUGGGUUGAUCCGACAACCUACAGGUCGACCCGUUUAACCCGGAUCCCACAUUUUUUAGGCAUCCGCCUCAUUUGACCCCGCCGUCCGUCGUCCGUCGUCCGACAACUCCACCUCACUCGACUCUGCCGUCCGCCGACUGCCGACUCCGCCAAAUAGGUUCAGACUGACAGAUGGUCCUUUUUUUUCUGAGAGAUCUGGUCUUUUUUUUUUUUCUGAUGAUGUAGGCUUUCAAAGCAACAUGGUCCUCACCGAAUGCUCAAUGCUUGAGUUCAUUUGUCCUUCAGUGUGUUUGAUCCCGAAAGCUUAUUUGAUUCAAGAUAACUGUUUCAUCCAUGAUAAACUUGGGAAACAUGAAAGUUAUCAGCCAAAGAAGAAAUUCUCUGCAUUUUCGUUGUGUAUCAAAACAACUGGCCUUGCACUUGUCAAAGAUUUCAGUUAUGAGAAUACAGAUUGUUAGUGCAGUUUGCUCAUCCCUUUGGAAGUUGAUGAUGUUUGAUGUUUUAUGAACUUCUGAGAUAAGCUCAGCUCAUGGUUGGUCCACUCAGAAGCCUUGCUUACUCCAGAAUUCAGAAAUAAUUCAAAACCAUGGAAAAGAAGAGAAGUUGUGAUUUUCAAUUAUAAGAAACGGUACAUUUCCUGCUUAAAAAUAAUAUACACUCGCUGCAUAUAAUG
Messenger RNA from Dendrobium catenatum, 3070 nucleotides. RefSeq names its product putative pentatricopeptide repeat-containing protein At3g25060, mitochondrial. The record is from RefSeq and is a predicted model, not a curated record. Lineage: Eukaryota; Viridiplantae; Streptophyta; Magnoliopsida; Asparagales; Orchidaceae. The transcript has 2 exons. Gene Ontology annotation, molecular function: RNA binding; protein binding; zinc ion binding. The coding region runs from base 24 to 2069 and encodes 681 amino acids. Gene Ontology annotation, biological process: RNA modification.